AAUAUGAUUAGCAUUUAUUCUUGACUAUGGAAUUGGAAAAUCUUGAAAACGACGUCGUUAGUUGUUGUAACCCUAACAGUUAAUCAAUUGGAGCGAACUGGUUGGAAGAUUUCAGUGGCGCGCCUCCGGCUCCAACGAGAAGAGAAGUAAGAGAAUGGAAUCCAUUGAUAUGGAUGUCGAGGAUCACGUCAAUGCUGAUUCCACUUCAAAUUCCAGCUCCUUCAAGCGCUUUGGACUCAAGAAUUCCAUUCAAACCAACUUCGGUGAUGAUUACGUUUUUCAUAUCGCCCCCAAUGUGGAUUGGACGUCAAUGGCGGUGUCGUUAUCUUCCAAUGUUGUGAAGCUAUACUCGCCAGUCACUGGUCAGUACUAUGGAGAGUGCAGAGGUCACACUGGAACAAUUAAUCAAAUUUCCUUCUCUGUUCCCUCAACCCCUCAUGUUUUGCAUUCUUGUUCUUCUGAUGGAACUAUCAAAUCUUGGGAUAUCCGGACUUUUCAGCAGGUUUCAUCCAUUAGUGCUGGCCCUUCUCAGGAGAUCUUCAGCUUUGCCUAUGGAGGAUCAAAUACGAGUCUUCUUGCUGCGGGUUGUAAAUCUCAGAUUCUCUUUUGGGAUUGGAGGAACAGAAAGCAAGUCGCAUGCUUGGAGGACUCUCAUGUGGAAGAUGUCACUCAGGUUCACUUUGUUCCGGGCCAUCAAGGCAAGCUUGCUUCUGCUUCCGUGGAUGGGUUGGUUUGUAUAUUUGACACUAAUGGGGAUAUUGAUGAUGAUGAUCAUAUGGAUUCUGUCAUUAAUGUGGGAACUUCAGUUGGUAAGAUUGGAUUUUAUGGAGAAAAUUAUAGAAAGUUGUGGUGCUUGACUCACAUUGAAACUUUGAGCUUAUGGGACUGGACAGAUGGGAGAAAUGAAGCAGAUAUCACAGAUGCUCGCACACUAGCUUCCAACAGUUGGAUAAUGGGUCAUGUUGAUUAUUUAGUUGAUUGUCACUACUCAAAAGAAGGCUGUAGAUUGUGGGUCCUCGGGGGUACCAACGAUGGCACCGUAGGGUACUUCCCAAUCAACCUUUGUAACGGGAAAAAUGCAAUCGAAUCACCAGACGUUGUCCUUGAGGGUGGCCACAUUGGCGUCGUUAGAAGUGUCUUGCCCACGACAAACAUAUUGGGUGGAUUUUCACAGAGCCAAGGUGUGUUUGGAUGGACAGGUGGCGAAGAUGGGCGUUUAUGUUGUUGGUCUUCAGAUGAUUCUCAUGAAAUGAAUCGAUCCUGGAUUUCAAGCACACUAGUUAUCAAAUCGCCUGGUGGUCGGAGGAAAAAUAGACACCAACCUUACUAAAGAUCAACAAAUGUUUUUUGUGUGUUUGAUCAUGCAAUCUCACCAUGUUUCUGUAGCUGUAUUUAUCACAUCAUUUUACCUCCCAACCCCUCAAUUUGAUGUUUUUGACUUGUCUCUUUAUGGGAGUAUUAUAUGAAAAAUGGGUUAAAAUUA
Cucumis melo (muskmelon) is the source of this 1483-nucleotide messenger RNA. Its product is annotated as WD repeat-containing protein GTS1. The record is from RefSeq and is a predicted model, not a curated record. NCBI's taxonomy places the organism in Eukaryota, Viridiplantae, Streptophyta, Magnoliopsida, Cucurbitales, Cucurbitaceae. Gene Ontology annotation, molecular function: protein binding.